Messenger RNA from Prunus armeniaca (apricot), 2436 nucleotides. The record is from the annotation of a GenBank genome assembly. NCBI's taxonomy places the organism in Eukaryota, Viridiplantae, Streptophyta, Magnoliopsida, Rosales, Rosaceae.
AUGGUGGUGAAGCGGAGCCAAGCGCAUUUGAACAAGGAUUCAAAGGUGGAAGUUUGCAGCAACGAAGACGGGUACCAAGGUGCAUGGUUCCCAGCCAUAAUCCUUGACCCACAACCCUCAGAUGGCACACCAAAGAAGAAAAGGAAGAGCCUUGUUGGCAACUCAAGCAAGGCUCUGGUGCAGUACGAGACUCUGGUCUCCGACGAUGACCCAAACAAGCCACUCACUGAGCUCGUUGACGUGUGCUCCAUCCGGCCAGUGCCUCCUCCUGACAAUCCUGACCAGCCCUUCGAGCCCGCAAACGUCGUAGACGCCUUUUACCGAGAAGCUUGGUGGGUGGGGGUUGUGAUGAGGUUAGAGGAUGAAAAGUAUACGGUGGGUUUCAGAAACCCACCUGAUCUGCUUGAGUUAAGGCGCUCCGAGCUGCGGCCUCAUUGGGAUUUUCUGGACGGCGUAUGGGUUCGAGCCCAGAAGGAGAGGAUGGCGGGAUCAUUUUUCAGCCCUGGGACAGCAGUGGAAGUGAAUCUCUACAAAGAACAUCUAUUCUGUGCUUGGUUCCCAGCAAUUUAUCUUGGUGAACUAGGGGCCAACUAUUUCUUGCUUCAAUAUAAGAGCUCAAACAACUGUGAUGUUAAAGUGGUCGUAGGUGGCAAACAGAUUCGGCCUCAGCCUCCGAAAUUGGCUGAAAGAGAUUUUAACUUGAUGGAAAAGGUGGAUGCAUUCUUUGAUAUGGGUUGGUGGGUCGGAGAGAUUAUAAAAGUUCUUUCAGGAAAGAAGUAUAUGGUCUGUUUCAAAUUGACAGAGGAGGUGAAGCAAUACAGUCAGUCAGAAUUGAGGCGUCACAUGUACUGGACUGAUGGAAGAUGGGUUACUAUGAUCAAUGGAAAACGGGUUACUAUGAUCAAUGGAAACUGGGUUACUAUGAUCAAUGGAAACUGGGUUCCUUACUUUAAGGAAGGUCACUUUAGCAGGGAUUAUGAAGUACGAUCAAAGCGUGCAUGCGAGAGUUCCAGGAGUUCUGAGUUAGCUGCAGCACUUGAAUGUUCAGGUCUUUCCAAGAAGUUAAUAUGGGGACAUUCAGAAGACUCCUUAUCUUUUGCACAAUUAUUUCGAAGGAGCAAAGAAGCCCCAGUUAGAGAUGGUGUGAAGACUAAGCAACAGCAGGUUGGAGGACUGGACAAUCAAGCAAUAGUUUCUCUUAAACGAAAAGUCAAGAAGGGCAGUGAAAUAAGAAAGGCUGAUGAAGAAGAUGUUGAUGAUGAGUAUGGAGUAGAUAACAUUGAAUCUUCUGGUACAGAGUCUAAACUAACAGGGGGAUCUCAUGCUGACACAUCAUGUCUGCUCCCCAUGGAGGAGGUUGAAUGGAAUGAAGAUGGAGCGAGCAGUGAAUUGCAUGUGAUAAAAAGGUUGGAGUGGACAGGUGAGAAGCACAAUGGAACUGGAGUUGUUGCUCAAGUUGAAUUGACUAAGACUCAAGUUGCGAAUGAUAAUGGUUCUGAAGAUGCAAUGUCCGAAGCAGAAACUGAAGAUUCUGCAAUGGAUAUUGAGAAAAUAAUAGAGGGUAACCCUACUGGGAUUUCCAACAAACAAAAUGAGGUCGGAAGAAGACAGGUUGAAACUGGGGUAACAGGUUCUGAAGAAGCGAUAAGAGAGACGGAAACUGUGGAUUCCGCAAUGGAUUACUUGACAAAAGAAGUUCAGGUGACUGUGACCAGAGUAUCUGCAACAGCAUCUGCCCAUGAUCAACCUUCAUCACUGUAUGUAGAUGAAAUGCAUUCUAUAAAAGCCAAAGAUUGCUCAAGCAACCCUGCUGGGACUGCCAUGCAACAAAAUGAAGUUGAGCAACAAGACAGUCCACAUUCGCCUUUUGUGAGAAGUUCUCCAUUUUGGAAAAGUAUUGAAUCCAUGGAAGUAUUCAAAAGAUUUCCGCAAAGGCCACAUUUUGAUCCUCUGAUGAAGUGUAAAGCAGUUUGUCGCGAAGGAUCCGCUCUUGGAAAUAUGAUAACCUUUGCCUCUUUGGUGGAGAAGACUUCCAAGUUGCAAGUUGGCGAUCCUAGAGACUUAUUUGAUAGCAACUUGGAGGCACUAGUUGACUUGGAAAUGUUGGGAUUUGAUGUCACGGCAGUACGGCAUCGUCUGAAGGAAUUGAUUGAAAUGAAAGUUAAGUUGGGUCAGCUUGAGAACCAAUCAAAAGAAGUUGACAUUCAGAUCACGGAGUGUACUUUUGACAGAACCAGAAACAAUGAAACAAUCAGUCAGAUUGAUAAGGAGAUCAAGGACUUGAAGGAAAAACGGGGGACCCUGAUGUCAAUCAAUGUGGCCAAAGGUUCUGAAAUUAGCAAGCUGCAAUCAGAAGCAAAUGCUAUCACUGAAGGCAUUCAGAGCAUCCAUCGUGAUUUUGAGAAAUUAGCUGCUGCAGCAUGGUGCUUGUUGUGA